UCCUCACCUAGACUCAAGGUUCAUCCCUGAGCACAAUGUCUGUCUUCAAUAGUUCUGCCUUAUACCCUCGCUUCCUCCUAACGGGCCUCUCAGGCCUUGAAAGCAGAUAUGACUUGAUUUCCCUCCCCAUCUUCUUGGUUUAUGCCACCUCAAUUGCUGGGAACAUUAGCAUCCUCUUCAUUAUCAGAACUGAGUCUUCCCUCCACCAACCAAUGUAUUACUUUCUGUCAAUGCUGGCAUUCACUGACCUGGGCCUAUCUACCACUACCUUGCCUACCAUGUUCAGUGUCUUCUGGUUCCAUGCCCGGGAGAUCUCCUUCAAUGCUUGUCUGGUCCAAAUGUACUUCAUUCAUGUUUUCUCAAUUAUUGAGUCAGCUGUACUCUUGGCUAUGGCCUUUGAUCGCUUUAUAGCAAUCAGAGAACCCUUGCGCUAUGCAGCCAUUCUAACCAAUGAUGUAAUUAUUGGGAUUGGGUCGGCAAUUGCUGGAAGGGCCUUGGCUCUGGUGUUUCCAGCUUCCUUCCUCUUGAAGAAGCUUCAGUAUCAUGAUGUCAAUAUUCUGUCCUACCCUUUCUGCCUGCACCAGGACCUCAUAAAGUCAACUGUAUCCAACCAUGGAGUCAGCAGCAUCUAUGGCCUCAUGGUGGUUAUCUGUUCCAUGGGACUUGAUUCAUUGCUUCUCCUCCUCUCCUAUGUCCUCAUCAUGGGCACAGUGUUGAGUAUAGCCUCCAAGGCAGAGAGAGUGAGAGCCCUCAAUACUUGCAUCUCUCACAUCUGUGCUGUAUUCACCUUCUAUACGCCAAUGAUUGGGUUAUCUAUGAUCCGUCGCUAUGGACAGAAUGCUUCCCCAAUUGUCCAUGUGCUAAUGGCCAAUGUUUACUUGCUGGUUCCACCCCUCAUGAACCCCAUUGCCUACAGUGUUAAGACGAAGCAGAUUCGUGACAGAAUCCUGAAGAAAUUCAAGAAAGAUGAAGUGUAGAUGACAGAGAUUCUGAAACAUAUCUUUCCCUCAUUCUCUUUAUAAUUAUGAGAACACUUAAUGUAGUGUAGGAUUUUGAAUUCACGUUACCAAUGAUAUUUUGACUUUAAGAUACUGUAUCUAAACCUUGAUAAUAGUUAAUCUGUAUAUUUUCAAUAUAUAGAAUAAAGCUGUAGUUAUAUUUUACAGUGAAGAUAUUCAUUAUACACUUUGAGGGUCCUCAAUAUAUCAGAGAAAGAUUUAGAUUUCAAAAGUUUUUCAAUACUUUUUAACUUAAUUAAAAAAAAUUUUAAAUACAAGUUUUGAUCCUCUGUUCAGGGAAAAAGAAAUAUUUCUAGUAGGAGCACCUCAUAUCAAAAAUGGAAGAUAAAUAAAUAAAACCUAGCAAACUUUUAGAAGUGUAGAAGAAAGAAAAGUUGGACCAAAUUAAUCAAAUAAAUUGGAAUAAAGCAGAAACAGUGAUGAUGUAUGUAGGAAUCUGCAGAGGGCCUUCUAUUAUGAGGAGUAGAGAUACUAUGAGAUCCAGACUGCUGUCCAUUUUUUAAAAUCCGGGUUUUCAGUACAUUUCUCAAUUACUGAUGACAGUCUCAAGUUGUUCUACAUCCUAAAAUGUGUUCCUUAUAAGGUGAGCAGGAAGGAAUACAGUUCUUCAUUUUCUGUGUUCCUGUCCAUAUACUGUUCUGAUCAUCCUUUUCUGUGUUCCCAAUGACAUUCUACACUGAAAUGCUCAAUGUAUUUUUGGAGAUGAUAUUUUUCAUUGUUAAUUAUGGGAUUUAUGCAAAUACAUAUUUUAACUACUAGAAAAUUCUGAGAUGUUAUGCUAUGAAGGCUUUGUUUUCAAUUAAAAUGAUCAACUGGAAUAUCUGUUUUUAAUUUAUAUAGAACAAGAAAAUAUCUUUAAGAAUUGUGUAUACUCAUUAAUUCAACUUCAUCACCUCACACUCAAACCUGAAUCUGCUGUGGUCUGAUUUUCAUCUUCAUGAUUCCACUGAUAUGCCGUUUAUGCUAUUUCUAGUGCUCUACUUGUUACUAAAUUCAACAUUAAUAUCUUGAUUAAACUUCCAUUUUACUUUGCGUUAUUAACCACACUUUUCUUUUAGAGUAACCUUAUUUUAAGUUGUUUUAAACUUACAUAAAAAUUUAAAUAUGGUGCAGAGUUAUCAUAGAUCCUGCCCUCAGUUUUCCCUAUUAUUACCAUCUUAUAUUAGUAAAGUGUGUUUUUUAUAAUUAGUGGACUAACAUUGAUAGUUUAUUAUCCCCAGUUGUAUAUUAUUCAGAAAUUCUUAGUUUUUCUCCUAAUAUUCUUCUUGUACUCCAAGAUCCAAUCCAGGAUAUAACAUUACAUUAGCCACCAUGUGUUUAUAGACUGCUCUUAACCUUAAAAGUUUCUCAAUUAUCUUGGCAUUUUUGUGGACUACUAACAGAGAGUUUGUAAAAUGUUCCUCUAUAAGUAUUUUUCUGAUGCUUUUCUCAUUAUUAGAGUAGGCUUACAUGUUUUGGGGGGUAAGACCACAGAGGAAUAACACCAUUUUUAUUGCAUCAUAUCAAUAAUAUAUAUUAGCAACAUGACAUCACUGUUAAGGAUGACUUAUUUAUGCAAUUGGGAUAGUAUUUAUUAUGUUUCUCCACUGCCAACUUAAUCUUUUUUCUUUUUAAAAAUCCCUCUUUCCAUACCAUACUUUUUAAAAGGGAAUCACUUUUCAAAGCCUACACUGAAAGAAUGGAAAUUCAUGAGGUCAGAUUAUCUACUUGAAAUUAUUGUCUGAGAGAUUUUUCUCUUUUCUCUUAUUUACUCAAUCAUUUAUUUAUAUUAAUAUUGACUUCUGGAUAUUUAUUUUAUACCUUGGAUUAUGAUUCAAACCUGAGCUCAUCUAUUUUGGUAAUUUUUGUUUUUUAAUCACUAACUCAAUAUCUUCAUUUGUAUAGGUCCAUUCAGAUUUUCUACUUACUGAAGUCAGUUUCAGUAGCUAGCAUCUUUCAAAAAAUGUCUCCAUCUCAUCUAAGUAUUACAUGGUUUUUAUAGUAUUCCUUUGGAUUUUUAAUUUCUAUAAUGUUUAUAAUAAUGCCUCCCUUAAUUAUUUUUUCUAGUAAUUUGAAUUAAUUUUCUCUUUUUUUCCCCUAGGUCAAUGCAGAUAAAUGUUUGUCAGUUUUGUUUAUCUUUCCAAAUAAACAGGUUUUGGUUUUAUUAAUUUCGUUUUUGCUUUCCUAUUCUCUAUCUUAUUAAUUUGCAGUCUUGUCUAGUCUUUAAAAUUUACUUCCUUCCACAUGUGUAGUUUGCUCUUCUUUUGUGAUUCUCAAUGUGGAACUUUAGUUUAUAGAUUUGAGAUCUUCAUUUUUCCUUAACACAAGCAUUUGCAAUGAUAAAUUUCCCUGUAAAAACUGCUUUAGAGGUGUCUUAUGAAUUUUGACAUGUU
Callithrix jacchus (white-tufted-ear marmoset) is the source of this 3391-nucleotide messenger RNA. RefSeq names its product olfactory receptor 51G2 (gene COR51P3). The record is from RefSeq and is a predicted model, not a curated record. Gene Ontology annotation, cellular component: plasma membrane. Gene Ontology annotation, biological process: G protein-coupled receptor signaling pathway. Gene Ontology annotation, molecular function: G protein-coupled receptor activity; olfactory receptor activity. Lineage: Eukaryota; Metazoa; Chordata; Mammalia; Primates; Cebidae.